AUGGAACCUACUGAGGAGAGACAAAUCCAGAAAAAUCUGAUGGUUGGAGGUGAUAUGGAGAUUGACCAGGAUGUUGUACCUAACAACAUUAUUCGUGGACUGUCUCAAAUGGGGUUAUCAGAUACCCAUGACCUUGUUGUUAGUAUGAGUUCAGGUACUCCUGCGAUGCCUCGUACAGGAAACAUGGACGGUCGCGACAAAGGGCGUGGUUACAACAAGAAAUCGGGUCGUGGGAGCUUCGCCUCUUCGGGACGUGGCAGAGGUGUUGUUCCCAUGGGGAGUGACGGGAAGCAGACUGAUUCAGGACAGCAAGUAGCACCAACCCCUGCUGCUUCGACCUCGAAAGACGCAAAGGUGGUAACAGAUGACCACCAAGAUGCUACAGACUCGAUUCUUGCAAAUGCACCCCAAGUGAGCUCCAAAGCUUUCAGGAUGGUGGCUCCGGAUCCAGAGGAUGAGUUUUGA
Molecule: messenger RNA, 465 nt
Organism: Linum trigynum
Lineage: Eukaryota; Viridiplantae; Streptophyta; Magnoliopsida; Malpighiales; Linaceae
Source: the annotation of a GenBank genome assembly